UCAAGGAAUCGCCCAGCAUCCACACCAUGGCAAGCAUGGCAGCACACGGAUUUCUUUUCCCUCAGCAGUCAAGUACCACCUGCCCCAGAAGAUGCAAUUGUGACUCUACACAGUCAGUGCAAUGCUACAGGGUCCUACAGGUACCUAGAGAGAUUCCUGCUACCACCAGGCGGCUUUACAUCAGCCACAGCAAAAUCAAACACCUCCAGAUCUCUGACUUCAGCAGAAUAUCUUGCCUGGAAGAGCUUAUCCUGUCUUGCAGUGGAACAGAAUCAGUAGAAGAUAACACCUUCAAAGCUCUGAGCACCUUGAAGAUCCUGGAACUCUGGAAGAAUAAACUAAGGCGCAUACCCACUUCCCUCCCAUCCAGCCUUGAAGUAUUAAAACUUGGUGACAAUUCAAUUAGUGUUCUGCAUGAGUCGGACUUUGAAGGUUUAAAGAAAUUAAGGGUGCUUGACAUUCAAAACAACUUGAUUUUGGCAGUCUCUUUCAGCACACUUUCCUCCCUUUGCAGUUUACAGAGUCUGACUUUGGAUGGUAAUAAUAUGGAAUCUGUGUCAGGGCCACUUAAGCUUCCCAAACUGAAGUAUCUGAGUAUGGAGAAUAACAAACUACAUUCUUUCUCAGGCAGCUUCUUUGCACCACUCCAACAUUUACAAUUUCUCAGGUUAACUGGCAACCUUCUGACCAAGGUCCCUCUUAACCUGCCUAAGUCCCUGCUUUCAUUAAAACUAGAGAGAAACCAACUCAAAAUGAUAAGAUUUCGAGACAUGAAACACCUGGAAAACCUAUCUGAGCUUUUCCUCUCUGAAAAUCAGCUCUCAUCAGUUGAUGGUGCUCAGCUUCUUCCUAACUUAACCACCCUGGAGCUGUCCAGGAAUCACCUCCAAACCAUGCCACUCAAACUAUCAGCCAGACUACAGAAACUUGACUGUAGCAAUAACUUCAUUCAGAGAGUGACAGCCCAGGGCUUUCAGGAUCUACGAGACCUCAAGCAUUUGUUUCUCGACAAUAACACUGUCAGCACGUUCGAGGCUGGAGCGCUUCAUGCAUGUGCACAGCUAUCUAACCUAGCAUUGGAACAAAACCUGCUUAUUUCUAUUCCAUUAAGACUUCCAGAUACUCUAGCCAGGUUGGAUCUAAAAGGAAAUGACAUACAGGAUGUUGGAGAACAAGAGCUAAAGGACUUGAAACAGCUCCAGGUUUUAAAUUUACGGAACAACAAGAUAUCUGCCUUGGAUUGCAAAGUCCUGGAAAAUUUGCCUCGUCUCAGGUACCUGUAUUUGGAUGGAAACCCUUGGAAUUGCACAUGCGACCUUUUGAGAACCAGAAGAGCGCUGAUGGCCAAAGGGACAGAUGUCAGAGGAGGACAGUGUGCAGCACCAGCAGAAAGCCAAGGAGAAAGCUGGAUGUCUUCCAAAAAGAUUCUGCAGCAGUGUGAAGACCACCUCUCCUCAGCUGAACGAGGCAAAGAGGUCAGAAAAAAAAUGAAGACUGAUGACCUCUCCAGUGAAGGUGUAAACACGGAUGAUGAUUAUUAUGAUUAUGAAAUAGAUUAAUCAUGUAACUAUGAUGAGCCUUAGAGCUAUCAGUCUUAAUCCCGCAAUGAUCUUUGCAGACAAAGAGCCUGCUAGGCUACCACUGACAUUUCAUCUUUUAUUUUAUACUACAAGACUUAGUAAUUUGGGGCAGGUGGGGAUGUAAGGUGUUUUGAAAAUUGUAAGAUGCCUCUUUUUUUAAAAACUGCUUUGUGUUUAACAUUACAUGUGUGUAGAAAAUAAGAGUACCAGUGCUAGCAGCUAGAAAAGUUUGGCACAUUCAGACAAAAUGGUGGCAAUUAACUGAGUCUGCUAGCUCUGCAUAGGGCUCAGUCAAGCAUGCAAAUAGUUCCAUGGAAAUCCUGUAAAUAAAAUCCACACCUACCUCACAAGAUGCAACGGCUGGGAAUCUGAGACUCCCCAACCCAUUUAAGAUGGCAGUGUUGUAAUUUGCAGAAAAAGGGGCCUGAAGUUGGAAGGUUUUCUAUGUGUUCUCAGACUGAUAUAGAUGGUUAUUCAGUACUGUUCACAUAGUAUUGCCUUUGAGAAAUUAAAUUUUCAAUAAUUAUUUGUCCCCUUUAAUUGACUUAAACCACUUAGUCUAAAGAUGAACUAGUUGAGGCAUAUCUCCAGGUGUAAUCCACUUGUCUAUUUUUAUAACAAAUACAACAAAGAGAACAGGUGAGUGGAGCUUGUUUAUUGUUCAGUAACAUUUAUUUACUGGCUCUAAGUUUGGUUUGUAUCCAUGAACCAAAAGUUUGGGACCAAAUGUGACUCAACUGUGUCCCUUUAAAGGAUCACUGCUUACCCCUUUCUUAGGGAACAGGAACUGCCACCACCAGAAAUUAGGCUAAGUUUGACAGACAAAAUUAUUGGGAGACUUUGGUGUGCGAUAGACAAACAACUAUUUGACCAUAAUGCAGGACAAGUUGCUGUAUGUAAGUAUUUGGGGUUAUGUAUUAUUCCUGUCUGUAGAGGUACAGCAAUAAAAGGUGCAAACAAAAACAUCCUGUCACCCAGUGUAAGAGACCCAGUAUGCUAAUGGAAAAUAAGAAAACGAGACAACAAAUUAUUUAAACUUAGUAAUAGGAGAGAGCUGAAAUAUCAAAAUAUUUAACAGAAGAUAACACAGGGUUAUUAAUGUGUAAAUUUCUUAAAGAAAGAUUGGCUUUUUUUUUAAUAAGGAAGAUUGAAAGUGCUGGGUUAAAUAACAUAAGGCUAAAUUCAGAAUUGAUGUAAGUUACACUUUGAUAAGAUUCUAAGAUGAGAUGCCCUCUACCCAUUUUAUCUUACACCUUGUUACAUUUUCUUUAGGUCCUAUGAUAUGUAAAUUUGACCAGUUUACACAUCUAUUUGGUCUCUAAUAGCUAAAUUCAACACCUAGGUGAAAAAGUUAUAUUCUCUCACACGGUGUGUACUAUUUAAAUGUCUGUUAUUUGGGGGGAACAGAAAAUACAAACAUCAGAAUUAAUAUGGCUGUUUUUCCUGCAUCAAGAAGAAAUUCUAUUUUGCUACUUCAGUUAUAUUAAGGUGAGAGGCCUUUCAUGGAUGGGAGCGUCCCAGAAUAUUUGAGACAAAAGGGCUUUAUGAUAUAAACACAAGCUCUGAUAUAUACACAAGUGCAGAUCUUAUUGAAUAGUUCCCAAAGUACUUGAAAACCAAACAGAACAGAAAUACACAAACACUAAAAACCAGUGAAUUACAAACAACAAGCUGAGGGCUUUCCUGCCAGUUCAUAAAUCUCAACUGAUAACUGAGAAGUGAUAGCAGCAAAUUACUUUCCAAAGCAAACAGUCUCAAUUAUCCACUGUUUUCUGGUGCCAUUCAGUUACUGAAUAAUCACUCACAUUCAUAAAGUCUGUUUUUUCAGGUGUCAGAGCUCAGUUAUUUGGUUAUGUCAUCUAUGAAAGUAUCAAUAGCAUUUGUAAUUAGAGCUAUAUGGUCACAUGAUUAAAUACGGUGACAUGAGGAAUUUGGGGUUUUUCAACUUUUUUUUUAACAAGAUAUCAGACAAAUAAAUAUUUUUGGUAGAGAUGUUUAUGGCAGCAAUAUGUUUAGGCACACAAACUUAGUGGUUACUAGGUGACUUUUAUCUGCUUAUAUUGGAUUGUGUGUUAAUUAAAAAAAGGUCCAAAAGUACUUUUUCUGCAUAAUAAAAUUAUUUUUAUGUUAC
Molecule: messenger RNA, 3711 nt
Organism: Chelonia mydas (Green sea turtle)
Lineage: Eukaryota; Metazoa; Chordata; Testudines; Cheloniidae
Product: nephrocan
Exons: 4
Coding region: 27-1559 (510 amino acids)
Cellular component (GO): plasma membrane
Molecular function (GO): protein binding
Source: RefSeq, a predicted model, not a curated record